AUGAAUAAUCAUGCAUUGCUGGUGGAAUUAUAUAAAAAAGAAAAGCAAUUUCAAAAGGUUUACACUACUUUUCGGCCAAAUUUAAAAGUUUCCCCAAUUACUGGAAAGUUCUACGCACGCCACGAAGCGACGGCUGAUCAAGGAGAACCUAAAGAACAUUUUAUACUUUUGUUAGCACAAGCAAAAACUCUUGGGUCAAAGAACAAAUAUUUUUCACCGAAAACUGAAAAUCAAAAGUAUGGAUGGUAUGAUAAAACAUUUCUUCCACGCACACAGGAUUUACUAAUAUUCCCUCACGUCGAAGCUCCCGAAAUUAAGUUGGAUGUUAUUCUUAAACAAAAUUAUAAAAAAUAACAAAAUACUUAUAAAAAUAAACUACAAAAAAAAGUGAGAUUAGUCCAUAAAAUAAAAAUAUAUUUGUUUAUUAUACAUUUAAUUUACCUUCCACUUAUAGA
This is a messenger RNA of Adelges cooleyi (spruce gall adelgid), 455 nucleotides long. RefSeq lists its product as uncharacterized. The transcript is spliced from 3 exons. The record is from RefSeq and is a predicted model, not a curated record. The coding region runs from base 1 to 354 and encodes 117 amino acids. NCBI's taxonomy places the organism in Eukaryota, Metazoa, Arthropoda, Insecta, Hemiptera, Adelgidae. Gene Ontology annotation, cellular component: ciliary base.